Molecule: messenger RNA, 1934 nt
Organism: Planococcus citri (citrus mealybug)
Lineage: Eukaryota; Metazoa; Arthropoda; Insecta; Hemiptera; Pseudococcidae
Exons: 5
Coding region: 406-1098 (230 amino acids)
Biological process (GO): protein ubiquitination; cell cycle
Molecular function (GO): ubiquitin protein ligase activity
Source: RefSeq, a predicted model, not a curated record
AGGCAUUGUUUUGUUCGCCACAAACAACCAAGAUAACAGAAUCACUGUACCUAUUUUCAAUAGCCACUGCUCACAUAUACCCAAUAUUCAUGAAACUUGCAUGUUUAUCUCUUUUCCAUUGAAAAAUUCGUCAGAGCUGAAAAAUCGUGAAUGAAAAGGUAUAAAAAGAAAUUCUCAUAUACCUCGAUGCUCAUUUUGUAGUUCAUUCUCGACGAAGAACAUUCGAAGACGAUUUUAUUUAUGUACUCGUAAAUACGUGUGAAAAUUAUUUCUGUUGCAAGACGAGAUCGUGUAGAUAGUUACUUUCAAUUUAUAUUGGGUUCGAGUUUUAAGUGCGAAUUUCGUGAUUUUGUUCGAUUUUUGAGUUUUUACAAGUGUCGUGGAGUUAACACAAGUUGUAUAAAAAUGAAUUUCAAUGCAUUCGGAGAACGUAAAUGGAAAAUGCGAAGAAACCAAUCUACCGGUUCUUUGAUGUUGGCGUUGAACACGAGAACAAACAACUUCCAAAAGGCAUCGGCUCGUGUUGCGAAAUCACGCAGCAAACUUCACGAAACCAAAAUUAACCUCCGAAGAAUGAUCAAGGAGUACAAAAAAGUCGAACGAGAAGUGAUGCAGAAGAAAAUUCGAUACGAACAGACCGUGGGCCAAUUAGAGGCGGUGAUAGAAGAGAUGCGUACCCCUGAUUACGAUGUACCGGAACGCGAAGAACUUGCCCUUUGGUAUUUUUCGGAGAGCACCAUAAGCAAUGCAAAAGCCGAAGUAGAAGAUAUUGAUACGGAAUUGGCUGAUUUGAAAAUGAUCGAUUCUAGGGCGGACAAUCCCAACAACGCAUCCCUCAGUAACACAAUCCCAGUGAAUUGCAGCAUAAUGAUCUCGGACAUCGAUUCAUCUGGCAGCAUUCAACGGAACGGGGUCGCCAAACUGACCACCACCAAAAAAUGCAGUCUUUGCGUGAAGAACGAAAUAAACUCCAUUUUUUACGACUGCAAGCACGAGUGCUGCUGCAUUGACUGCGCGACCAACCUCACCAAAAAUAAUGGAAGAUGCCCAAUAUGCCAGUCUUUGUCGAAGAGGGUCAUUAGGACGUAUGCCAUGUAAUAUAUUUUCUAUGUAAAUUAUUUUUCUUAUUUUUGUAUAUUUUUAUUAAUUUUAAGUACCUACCUACAUAAGUUUUAAGUUAGUUUAAAGAGAUUUUAUUUUUAUAUUUAUGUAUAUAUUUAUAAUAGCCCAGUUUCUUGUUUUUCGUUCGUUUUUUUAAAUUCGUGAUUUUUAUUUUUUUUUUUUAUGUAAAUACUUUUCCUUAUUUUGUAAACUGUAUUGAUUUUAUCAUCCAAUACACGUGAUCUUAGAACUAUAAAAUUUCUAUACAAUUUUUCGACUUCAACAAGCACCUCAUACUCUCUACGAUUUUAGGUAAAUAUUAAAAUUGGUCGACCAAUAUUAAUCUAUUACUUUGAAAAAAAAAUGUUAAAGAAAAAAAUCUAAUUUCGUUCAAAUUUGAGUUCAUGAAAAGAAUUUCAAGAAUCUUUGGUGGAAAUUGACCUUAAGUGUUCAAUUUUUCAAGUGAGCAGGUAAGUAUAACUAACGCACCACUUCAAAAAUUCUUAGAACAAGAAUAAAAUAGAGGUAAGUACCUAUUUACACAUCUUACAAAUUUUUCAAGUUCCUCAAUACUCGUAUUAGCCCUUUUAAUCAAUAUUAAGUUCAAGUUUUGGUAAAAAGUGAAGAUGACCCUAUUUUUGCUCUCACCAGGAACCACUCAUCUUUUGAAAAUCAAGUACAUUUUCUUGGCCCUUUCGAAAAAAUUCUGAUAAGGGGUGCCAUAGCACGUUUUAUUGCUAUGAACAUCACAAUGGUGUUUUCAAAAACAAGUUUCACAAUAGCCGAGGCGUGCUACAAGGCCACAACAAAUCUACAAACGAUUUCUCAAGCGC